Drosophila albomicans is the source of this 1046-nucleotide messenger RNA. RefSeq lists its product as uncharacterized. The transcript is spliced from 2 exons. NCBI's taxonomy places the organism in Eukaryota, Metazoa, Arthropoda, Insecta, Diptera, Drosophilidae. The coding region runs from base 476 to 907 and encodes 143 amino acids. The record is from RefSeq and is a predicted model, not a curated record.
UGCAGUCGGCGAAAGGACUAGAGACUGAAAUGUCUGAGUGGUCAAGAGCGGUCAAGCACCGCUGAAUUGUGCCAUGCAGCUCCUUAAUCGCUGCUCCAGACUCUUGCGAAACCGUGGACAGGUUGAAGAGAAUUUUUAACUGGCUCGUUAUUAACAAGCGCUUAUUUUCGAAUCGCUCGCAGAGAGCACUCCAAGCCAACGCGAAACCAUCGUUCGUCAGCGGAAAUUUGGCUACGAUCUCAUUGGCCUCAUCUGCGGUUUUUGAAUUGAGAUGGAAUAGUUUCUCAACCGGAGUCAACCUCGGAUUGUUGACGUAGAUGGCCGUGAAAAGAUCACGGAAGGUCGGCCACCGCAAGUAAUCCCCACGGAAUACUUCGGUGUCGAUUGGAGGGAGCCGGCAGCCACUGGAGUACACAGGAGGAGCGGAUGCUUCACUCCUGGUUGAUUCGGAAAAUUGGGUAAUUUGCCCCUUUACAUGGGCGAGACACCGCUCAUACACUGCAUAGCAGUGGUCAUAUUUGGCCUCCAUGGCCUGUAUGCCUUCGUUGUCGCCGUCUCGAUGCAGUGCAUCAGCGCACGUGGCAUAAGCGGUCUCUACACUGUCCCAGAGGGCUUGCAGGCGGUCACGACGGAUCUCGUACGUGUGUACAUUGUCGUCUUCGGCUGCAGGCCCUCUGACCCGACUCUCAAAGUGCACCAGUCUGUCAGAGACGGCGAUGAAGUUGCUGAGAGCCAUCGCACGGGUGUUGCUAAGUUUAGCCUGGACGGAUCGUGUAGUUGCAGAAGAAGCAGACGGCGACGGACGAUCAACUUUGACUCGGAGUUGAGCGGCAGGAGUGUCGGAUUUGGAUCCCGAAGGAGCGGGCGAAGCGGACGACAGGCGACGAGCUGUGGUCGGAAGCUUUAAUGAAAGUUUAGAGUCCUUUUCACUCUUUUGGCUUUUGGACAUACUACGCUUCGGCAGCCGAGAGCAAGCACAAAAAAUGGAAAGGAACUUCGGCUAUCACAGGAUAGUGAACAAAGCCGACACAACUAUAUACGGAGUG